Cercospora beticola is the source of this 4448-nucleotide messenger RNA. Its product is annotated as SIP3 family protein. The record is from RefSeq and is a predicted model, not a curated record. Gene Ontology annotation, molecular function: protein binding. Gene Ontology annotation, cellular component: plasma membrane; endoplasmic reticulum; cytoplasm. NCBI's taxonomy places the organism in Eukaryota, Fungi, Ascomycota, Dothideomycetes, Mycosphaerellales, Mycosphaerellaceae.
AUGCGCGUGCACACGUCAGUGACCACCAGCAACAUUGAGAAUCGUCUCCUCCACCACGCCGACCCCUAUCACGCUGCAACAUUGUAUCCGUCGCCCCGCCGCGAGCUCCAUGUCACCGUCAUGGCCGAGACCUCGCCGUCCACGGCUCCCACCGAAGUCCCCGUGUUGGAGCGGCAUACCGUCCUGAACCUCAUCCCCGUCGGCCUACGUGAAGCCAGCCUCGAUUCUCCGACCUUCCGUGCUACGGCAGUGCACUUCGCGGACAACAUCGAUGCCGUGGAAAGAUGGCUAGAUGGCUAUGUGAAGGCCGCCUCGCGCCUGGUCGCCGAGGUGUCGUCGUUGGAGACCACGGUCAAUUCGUUCCUGAGCCAGUCCAUGCCGCCAGCCCUCAUCAGCGAAGCUGUGCUCGAUCAUGAUUACACCCUGCUAGCUAUGCGCCGCUAUGGCGAGGGUGCGCGCGAGUUCUGGUCAAACACACUUCGAGGCAUCAAGCGCUAUGACACUGCCGUGAUAGAUCCCAUCAAGGCCUUCCUCAGCCAGGAUUUGCGCAAUUUCAAAGACGCGAGGCGUGCUAUGGAUAAUGCCCAAAAGAGCUUCGAUACUGUCAUCACUCGCUUCUCUGCGCAAAGCAAGACCAAGGAGCCAUCGUCCUUGCGAGAGGAGGCCUUCCAGCUCCAUGAAGCGCGAAAGGUCUACCUCAAGGCCAGCAUGGACUUUUGCGUUUCUGCUCCUCACCUGCGCGCCUCGCUUGACAAGCUGAUUGUCAAAAUCUUCGCCGAUCAGUGGAAAGAGAUGCGACAGGCCCGGGAGUCCAGUACAGCAACCUUCGCAAAGUGGGGAGGUGAAAUGGAACGCAUUCGGGGAUGGAGCAAAGAGAUGGAGAACUCAGAGCGUGCUUUCAAGCGAGAGCUGCUUGCCGCACGUAAGCUGAUUGAGGACACCGCAGAACAGAAGAAGCGCCCUUCUCGAGAGUUGGAGGACUAUUCUGCAUCGACGGUACCCUAUCUAGGUACCGGGGCUUCUGCAGCGGCCGGCACGAACAAAGGUGCUUCAGAAUUAGCCGAGAAGCAAGGCUGGUUAUUCCUCAGAACUGUCACCGGCCGACCUGCUAGGACUGUCUGGUCACGUCGUUGGUUCUUCGUGAAGAAUGGAAUCUUUGGCUGGCUGAUUCAAGGCAGGUCCGGAGGUGUCGAGGAAAGCGACAGGACCGGUGUUCUCCUUUGCAGCAUCCGACCAGCUUUUCAGGAAGAAAGACGCUUUUGUUUCGAGGUCAAGACCAAAGACCAAAGCAUCAUCCUACAAGCAGAGGGUCAACAGGAACUCACCGAGUGGAUCGGUGCAUUUGAGGUUGCCAAAAGGAAGGCUUUAGAAGAUCCUGCCAGCACGGAGGCAUCUUCAUCUUCAGCGCCGGGAAUAGAUCCUGCUUUCGCGAUUAGCCCGCCUGUCGCACCAGAGUUUGCCGCGAAGAUCGGUGAUGGCCAUGCCGCUCAGACGAGCGAGGAUCUGGCUGUAGGACUCACAGCUCCCGAGCGGGAAGGCACUGGUCUAGGCAUCGCAGCACGCCCAAGCUUCGACGUCAAUCCUCGAAGAGUAAUGAGUCUCGAACGCGAAGCUGAAGGCGGUCUCCGUGAGGCUUCUCGAGACCACGCUGCCCGCAUUAUACAAAAGCUUGACCUCCACAAGAGAUCGACUGCGUCGCCGCACAUGAGUCAAGGACCGGCAUCUGGUGGAGGCAUCGCCAGUCUCAUUUCAGCGAGCCACAGCAUCCUGCCUGUCGGGCCCGGUGGCACCGAUGGACCUAGACGGACGUUUACGAUGCCUAUCAACAGUUUACCAUCGAGCAGCUUAGCACCUUCUACCCUUGCGAACCCGCCAGCUGCGACCAAUCUCAGCCACACUGCCGUUGUUGUCAGUGGAGAGCGAGGUAUUGGUCUGGCCCGAGCAGACGGGAGUGGUAUGCCUUCUGGUAUUCUGGCAAACCUUUGGGGUAGCAGCAACUGGGGUCAUGUCAAUCGCCUCGGUGACGAUGGCCAGCUGCGCAAGCCACCCUCGCAGCCUCCGAGCCCUGGCAUGCGCGCCAUGUCUAUCUCUCAGGAUGAUUCUAUCGUCAUGGAUGGACAGAGCGAAUCGACACACGCCAACGAUGCAUACAUGUCCGAUGCUGGUACCUCUCUGGGCCAUCGCAAGAAUCUGAGCAUCGGUGGCGAGAUUCAUCUAUCUGCGGCCAAACAGAAUCAGGACGGUCCGUCACUCUCAGCAGUGGCAGAUGAUUACCCGAGCUACUACCCAUUACCACUCAAAGCACAGAAUGCGCAGUUCCGAAUGCUAUUCCCCUCAGUAAUGAAGUCUGAAAAGGUCGUAUUGGUGUUCCGCGCGACCUGGAAUCCGAACGAUCAACAGGAGUUUCCAGGGCGAGUUUAUGUGACGCCGUACGAGAUAUACUUCUUCUCUAACCACCUCGGGCUCGUUCUUGUCACUGGGGUCAGCCUCUCUGCACUUGCCGAGGUGACCGCUGCGCCCGGCCGCGAUUGCGACUUCGUUUACCUUCACCUCAAGGAAGGUUUACAGAGGGAUGAAGCGCGCAGGCUCACGAUCAAAGUGUUCUUGGAGCCACUGAAAUUGCUCCAGCGAAGAUUGAACUUCCUAGUCCGCAACGCUCACGCAGAGGAACCAGCGGGUUUGGAGGAAAUCAUAAAAACGUUAAUCAAGAUGGAGACUGAACCUCUACGCCGAAGAUCAAGUGCCGAAAGCUGGGAGUGGGAAGAUGUCGUUUACGAUGCUGAUGACACCCUACCGGGCGAUCCGAGCACGCCACAACGCCGCCGUGACCGAAACAUCAAAGCGAGCUUGCGCAUCGACGGCAGUCUCUAUGGAGAGACGAUCAGAACUGGACGAGAAAUCCAGAAAUUCAAACUGCCUUCACAACCUGUGGUAUAUGCACCUCAAGGUAUGCAGUCUAGCGUCACGAGAGACUUCAACAUCAGUGCAAAGGCACUGUUCCACAUCAUGUUUGGAGACAAGAGCGCAGUGUUCCAGCUACUCUACGCCAAUCGAUCGGGUACCACUAUUGCACAAACACCUUGGAGCAAAGCAGAUCGUGGUCAUUGGACUAGGAAUUUCACCACGCAGGACCAUUCCGUGACUGACACUCAGACCAUUGACAUCUUCAAUGACCACCUUUGCUAUGUGGUCACCAACGACAAAUACGCUCAUCGCCUUCCAUAUGGAAAGUCCUUCACUUUGACCACAAAAUUUGUUGUAACGCAUACUGCGAAGUCGCGGUCCAAGCUCGCCAUCUUUCAGAACUUUGUCUGGCGUCAGCAACCGGCGAUACAAUAUUUCAAGCGACUCAUUGAGCGACAGGCAUACAACACCCUGGAGGCCGACGCAUUAGACAUCUCGAACGUGGCGAUGGAUCAAGUGGCCAAGCUAGGCAACUACAGCAAAACCAUCAAGGCAGUGGAAAUCUUCGGCAGUGUCGGUCAACAGACGAAGACCGCACAAAUUGGCAGCGAUCAGGUUCCAAGUGGAACACUACCUCCUAUCACGCCAGUCAGCAGCAAGCCGAUCAGCAUUGUCCAACUGGUAACGACGGACCUUUUCGCACGCACGCUGAGCGCGUCUAGUGUGGUCCUGGACCUUGCAGUCGCCAUCGGUAAAGGGGCAAUCUCGCUUUGCACCGCCCAUACACUGUUGAUUAUCGUCCUCGGCAUUUCAGCGCUCUAUAAUACGUGGCACGGGUACCGCGACGGACUCGUGUGGUACCAUGAACGAAGCGCUGCCAAAUUCAUGGCGCGAGUGGGCGUCGUACCAGACGUGAUGAUGAGUAAAGGAAUCCAUCUACGCGAUCUGGAGAACCUGGUGGCGGCAGACGUGGAGAUCGCUGGCAGCGACUCAUGGAACAUAUCGGAUGCAGAUACUCAGAAGACAUGCCGGAGCACGUUUCACGAGCAUGUCAUGGCGUCGAAGGCUCUUCCAGGGCCUGGAUCACCUGGAGUGCAGCUGCAGAGAUCUCGGGACUCUCUGGCGAGACAGCGACACGACCUGCUUGUUGCUCUGCGAGUGGUCAAUCGCAUAGAGAAGGACGUUGUACAAGCGGAAUUCGAGGAUUGGGUCCGGGCAGAGUCGCGGAAGUGUGAGCGUGUGGAGGGCAUGCUCGUGCAGCUCAAUGCUAAAAACAUCAAGAAGAAUGAGACGAGCGAUGGUGGACCGUCUGACGCCUUGGGCGAGGACUUUGCUGAAUACUGCAGCAGUUGUCGGGUGGAGGUCUCAGCGCUCGACAGCGGUACGCGACUAGUGUGAGCAGCAUUAGGAGCAAUGGUAGAAUCGCGGCAUUCUCUUGUGAACUCAUAGUCCCAGCCACCAGUAUAGACUGUACAAAGUUUCCGCGCGUGUGUCAAUUGUGCAGCGUAAUGCUCGGAGCUCCUUUUGCCGUGCCAGGCAGCAAC